UUUGAAAAAGGAAUACAACAUUAUUUGCUUGGGAUUUUUCUGGCUAAAGCAAGAGACGUAUUGAGCCUAGCGGACUCUUUGCAGAAGGCGCAAACGAUGAGAACUAGCUACUGCUUGUCAUUUCUAAUCUGGACUUGUAUGAUUCACGAAGUCCACACUUCACCGUCGCCGAAAAGGACUAACAUGUAUUUGCAAAGUGAACGGAUAAUGGGCUUGUCGAAGGACCACGGAAAAGCACUUCAUCGAACCAAGCGGGGAUGGAUGUGGAAUCAGUUUUUUUUACUGGAAGAAUACACAGGACCAGAUACUCAGUAUGUGGGCAAGCUACACACUGACCAAGAUAGAGGAGAUGGAAGUUUAAAAUACAUAUUAACAGGAGAGGGGGCUGGCAGUCUAUUCGUUAUAAAUGAACAUACGGGAGAUAUUCAUGCAGCAAAAAAGCUGGACAGAGAAGAAAAGUCCCUGUAUGUGCUACGUGCCAAGGCUAUAGACCGAAAGACUGGAAGACAAGUGGAGCCCGAAUCGGAAUUCAUCAUUAAAAUCCAUGAUAUCAAUGACAAUGAACCUAAAUUUACCAAGGAAAUUUACACGGCCAGUGUUCCCGAGAAGUCCAGCGUUGGUACUUCUGUUAUCCAAGUGACAGCUACAGAUGCUGAUGAUGCUAACUAUGGCAACAGUGCCAAAGUGGUUUACAGCAUCCUCCAGGGCCAGCCGUACUUUGCAGUGGAUCCAGAAACAGGCAUCAUCAAGACUGCUUUGCCCGAUAUGAGCCGAGAAAAUCGAGAGCAGUACCAAGUGGUCAUCCAGGCAAAAGACAUGGGAGGCCAGAUGGGCGGAUUAUCGGGAACCACAACGGUGAACAUCACGCUGACCGACGUCAAUGACAAUCCACCUCGAUUCCCCCAGAGCACAUAUCAGUUCAGCUCCCUGGAGUCUGCACCACUCGGAACUUCGCUUGGCAGGAUAAAAGCCAAUGACCCCGAUGUGGGUGAAAACGCUGAGAUUGAGUACAGCAUAGCUCCCGGCGAUGGAUCGGACGUCUUUGAUAUCAUCACUGACAAGGACACACAGGAAGGGAUUAUAACUGUCAAAAAGCAACUAGAUUUUGAAAAGAAGAAUCUAUAUGCCCUAAAAGUGGAGGCAACCAACGUUCAUCCUGACCCACGAUUUUUCUACCUGGGACCGUUUAAGGACUCAGCCUUGGUUAAAAUUUAUGUGGAAGAUAUCGACGAACCGCCAGUGUUUAGCAUAGCUUCUAAUUUACUAGAAGUAGAUGAAGAUGCCAGGGAAGGUAGUAUCAUCGGGCAAGUAGUAGCUCAGGAUCCGGAUGCAGCAAGGAACAUAAUAAAAUAUACUUUGGAUCGGCACACUGAUUUGGACAGAAUAUUCAACAUCCACUCAGGAAAUGGGUCCAUAUUUGUCUCAAAGACACUUGACCGAGAAGCAGCCCCAUGGCACAAUCUCACUGUCAUAGCAACUGAAAUCAGCAACCCCAAGCAAAGUACCCAGGCUCCCAUUUUCAUCCGGAUUUUAGAUAUAAAUGACCACGCACCAGAAUUUGCCAAGUACUAUGAAACUUUUGUUUGUGAAAAUGCAAAAGCAGGACAGCUCAUACAAACCAUUAGUGCUGUGGACAAGGACGAGCCCCCACGUGGACACAAAUUUUUUUUUGAGCUGGUGCCAGAAUACACAGUCCAUCCGAACUUCUCUAUCGUGGACAACAAAGAUAACACAGCGGGUGUUGUAACAAGAAGGAAUGGAUACAGCCGGAAUAAAAUGAGCACCUAUGUCCUGCCAGUGGUAAUAUUUGACAAUGACUACCCCAUCCAAAGCAGUACAGGUACACUGACUAUCCGGGUGUGCGCCUGUGACAGCCGGGGGAACAUGCAGUCUUGCAAUGCUGAAGCUUUGCUCCUUCCAGCGGGUCUUAGCACAGGAGCCCUCGUUGCCAUUCUGCUCUGCAUCGUGAUUCUCCUGGUUUUAGUCGUGCUGUUUGCCGCAAUGAAGCGGCAGAGGAAGAAAGAGCCCUUGAUCAUUUCCAAGGAUGAUGUCCGAGACAAUAUUGUGACCUAUAAUGAUGAAGGAGGUGGCGAAGAAGAUACUCAAGCCUUUGACAUUGGCACGCUGAGAAAUCCCGAAGCCAGAGAAGAAAGCAAAAUGAGGAGGGAUGUGAUGCCAGAAACUAUCUUCCAGAUAAGGAGAACUGUGCCACUGUGGGAGAACAUUAAUGUCCAAGAUUUUAUCCAUCGAAGGCUAAAGGAAAAUGAUUUGGAUCCAACGGCACCUCCUUACGAUUCUUUAGCAACAUAUGCGUAUGAAGGGAACGAUUCUAUAGCAAAUUCGCUUAGCUCUUUGGAAUCACUCACUACAGAUGGUGGCAACCAAGAUUACGAUUAUCUCAGUGACUGGGGACCUCGGUUUAAAAAGCUGGCAGAUAUGUAUGGCGGAGAUGAGAGUGACCAAGAUUGACAUGCCAAUCCAGGGACUCCAAGCGCAGAUGAAAGGUUCCAUGUGAUGAGACAGAUCUGCCCCAUCUUUCUCAGUGACAAUGGCUCUGUGCGUACAGCCCCAAUGAAUAUCU
Messenger RNA from Zootoca vivipara (common lizard), 2581 nucleotides. It is a transcript of the gene CDH9, whose product is annotated as cadherin 9. Gene Ontology annotation, cellular component: catenin complex; adherens junction; plasma membrane. NCBI's taxonomy places the organism in Eukaryota, Metazoa, Chordata, Lepidosauria, Squamata, Lacertidae. Gene Ontology annotation, biological process: adherens junction organization; cell-cell junction assembly; homophilic cell-cell adhesion. Gene Ontology annotation, molecular function: cadherin binding; calcium ion binding; beta-catenin binding. The record is from RefSeq and is a predicted model, not a curated record.